AUGAGUGAAUCAAAAAACCCUAUUCAUAAAAAUGAGAGGAAAGCUUCCUCUUCCAACUCAACAACGUUGAAGCUAUUCGGUUUCCCAUUAAUACCAGCUAGCUCCGAAGAAGACAUGUCAGCGAAGGCCAUUCCUUGUGGCAACAAGAAGAAGAGAUUCAAAUGCCAUUUCUGUCGCCGAGAAUUUGUCAAUUCUCAAGCACUUGGUGGCCAUCAAAAUGCGCACAAGAGAGAACGCCAAAAAGCCACUCUAGCACAUUUCCAACACUUUGUUCCCCUCCUUCCCCAUCAUCAACGGUUCAUAGCAGCUUCCCCUAUUCCUACCAUGGCUACACGUGGACCAACAAGAUCAUCAGGACCGUUCAUUCAUCCACAUGGGUCACCAGCUGGUGGUGCAGAUCAUCAUAAUCCUUGGUUUCCAAGGGCAUGGGACGCAUCACAACCUUUGACCUCCGAUGUGGAGCCUAAUGAUCAGGUUUCUUUUGUGAGACCAAAUGGUGAAAGCAGGGCCAGAAAAGAGGCUUUCAUAGAAGUACAUAAUCUUGAUGGUGAUGUUGAUGUUGAUCUUAACUUGUGUUUAGCUAGCAUACCCUCCAAUUCCAGGGACAAGAGGUGA
Messenger RNA from Gastrolobium bilobum, 615 nucleotides. Its product is annotated as zinc finger protein 6-like. The transcript has a single exon. Gene Ontology annotation, cellular component: nucleus. Gene Ontology annotation, biological process: trichome differentiation; cytokinin-activated signaling pathway; trichome morphogenesis. Gene Ontology annotation, molecular function: transcription cis-regulatory region binding; DNA-binding transcription factor activity. The record is from RefSeq and is a predicted model, not a curated record. Bases 1 to 615 code for a protein of 204 amino acids. Lineage: Eukaryota; Viridiplantae; Streptophyta; Magnoliopsida; Fabales; Fabaceae.